AUGAACGAGCUGUUGAUAAGGUCCAAGAGCGGCAUCAAGCUCUACACCUUCGAGCGAAACGAGAACAAUGAGUACACGGGAAAAGUAACAUUCGAGUACGACGGGUGCAUACCCGACGCGAUCUGGUCGUGCGAUGGGAACUCCUUUCUCAUCCUGCACUCCGUGGAAGGCUUACUCCUCAUAUCAAAUUAUUCCGACAGAGAUAACAUAAGGGUAAAUAAAAUAACCUGCCACAAUAGGUACAAAGAACUCUUCACGGACGACAAUGUAAAAUUAAUCAAACAUGUGCAGUGGUCACCAGCCAAUAAAUUUGUUGUGUUCUUCUUCCCCUUUGAAGAGAAAAAUUUUGUCUCCAUAGGAAACCUACUCCUAUUCAGUGUACAGCAUAACAAAGUCCUUUGCUCCUUCAAGAUUAGAAAAAAAAUUUGUAGCAACUGGCCCAUCAUUCACUUCACCACUGAGGACAGAUAUUUUUUUCUGGAGAAGAAAUCGAACCUCUAUGUAUAUGACACACACCAGUUGAUACAAACCAACACAGAGGUCCUCCACAAUUUCGUAAAUACAGAUAUCCCAACGAAUUACCUUUUCACGUGGCAUCACCCAAAUGUCAUAGCCAUGUAUAUGUCCCCCUAUGUUGGAGAGGACGACGCAAGAUUCUUCAUUGUUCACACGAAGAAUAAUUUCCUUGGAGAUGUGUAUGUGUAUAAGAUACAGGGCUUGUCGUCUUGUUCGCUGAACCACGUAGAUGGGGUCCAUUCGGGAAAGAAGAAAAGUCCCCCCGAAAAAAAUGUCUCUUUGGAUCUGCUCAUACAAAAAAGUUUUGGUAACUUGGAUAAUCUGUAUUGCAUGUGGUCACUCAGCGGCAAGCAUGUUAUCCUUAUGGUAUACACAAACGAUACGACCAACAAGUCAUAUGGGUAUGUAAGCAACUGCUACUACUUCUCCCUCAGCGCCAGACAUAUGGGCAUGAAAAAGAUUAACGAACAAGUCGCACAGGAUGUUAAGUGGAAUCAAACCAGUGAUGACUUUCUCCUAAUUGAAGGCAAAUCAGAUAAUUCCAUUUUUCUGUAUGACCAUAAUUUAAAUAUAAAACUCAAAAUAUCGUCCCAGUACAAAAACACCAUUAAGUGGUGCCCCUUUGGUAACAUGAUUGCUCUUGGGGGGUUCGGUAAUUUAGCAGGUGAUAUAUGUUUUUACUUUAAAGAGAAAGAUGACUCGGUCAUUCUAAUAAAGCAAUAUAGGGAACCAUGUACUGUGCUGUGUGAUUGGUCUGCAGAUGGUACCCUCUUCAUGACGGCUUCCACUUACCCUAGGAUGAAGGUCGAAAAUACUUUUAAAAUAUAUACAUAUGAGGGAAAACUUGUUAAUAGCUACAAUUUUAACGAGCUGUAUGACGUCCAGUGGAAGAAGGCUCCUCCUGGGGUCCUCUCCGAGCCACCCAAACCACAGGCCAACCUGAAGGACAACAAGCGCAGCGUCUACAAGAUUAAGUAUAUGAAUGUGGAUGCAGCAGUUGGGAGUGGUGCAGGGAACGCCAUCGGAGGAAGUGUACUGAGCGGACUAAUUAGCCCCCCCGGUGCUGCUCCCAUCAGCGUCAACAACAUUAGUAGCGGAAACGCCUCUGACGCAAUGGACGAAGCCACCUUCAAGAAAACCAAAGGGGGAGCCGAAGCAGGCGACAAGGACAAGGCCAAAAUGGGAAAGGCCGUGGUGGCCCCGCCAGUUCCUUCCCCCAAUAAUGCGCAAGCGGCGGCCGCGACGCUAGGCAGAAAGAAGAAGCCGGAGAAGGGCGGUAAUGCUUACGACUGGGAUGUAGACUGGAGAAAUAAAACCGCCUCCGGCACGGCAGUAGCGGCGCCAUGCGCACCAUCAUCAGUAUCAGCAGCAUCAGCGGCUGCAGUAGGUUUGGUGGUCCCCCCCACUGGCACUGCCGGCAUUAGCGGCGCGAGCAGCGUCAGUAACGUUGGAAGUAUGGCCAGCAUAGGGAGCCUCGGCAAUGUCAGCUUAGGGAAGGUACCCGAGGAGAAGCACGACCAGGGAGUCACCCCCAACAUGGAAAAGAAGAACGUCGAGGUGUGCGCCGUCAAUGGUAGCACUGGUGAUAGUCUUCUCAGGAGAGACAACGUUGUAGGUGGCAUGGUAGAAGGACCGAAAGAGGACUACUGCGCCCAAGGCAUUCCCUCCCCAGAUAGUGCCAACGGCGCAGAUGCUCCAGCGACAGAUGAUAAAAAGAAACAGAAAAAGAAGAAAAAGGAAAAGGAGAAGGACAACACCGUGAAGCUCCAGAGCGAUGCGAGCAAAAGUAGCGUCACCACAAAACAGGUCGCGGUCAACAGCUGGGCCAAUGCCCACCCAAGUCAGAACGUGCAAGAUGGAACAAGCCUACUCUACCACAUGGGCAGAAGUAAUGUCCAGGUGGGGAUACCUCCACAUGCAUUCCCCCCAAACAGUUUUGCCGUUAAUGGUGGCCCCCCCGGAGACUGGAACGAACCAGAAAGGCAGACCAAGAAAGGGGAACCAACGGAAGGAGCGCAGAUGGAUAUGGGUAAAGGUAACGAGCAGGACAAACUGUUGGCGGAGGCUAGCCCCAACAAUGAGAAGGAGCCAGAUCAGGAUAAGAAAAGAAAAAAGGAAAAGAUAAAUAAAAAAAAGAAAAGUGAUGCCUCGGGUGCAGGUAAUGAAAAUGGCGUCGUUGGUGAGAGCGCGCCGGCGGGCAAGGAUAAGGUAGUUAUGCAGCCGGUUGCAAGCACAGCCGCCACUACAACGACAACGCAGGUGGUGCCCCCCCCCGAGAACGCCAAAAGCGAACCCCAAAGCACAAACAAAAUCACGAGCUUCCUGUCCAAAAUUAUGAAGUACAAGGCUGAUGUGUCAGGCAAGCAGGAUCGGGUCCCACAGGAGCUCGCACCGCCCAACGAUCGAGGCAUCAGUGAUGGAGGCACGAAUGAGCGUGAUGAAACCACUGCACGUGCUGCACCAGUGGUCCUAAGCGGCACGGGCGCACAGAAUGUUGUUGACACGCAGGAUAGCCCCUCACGUAACAGUAAUGGUCUCCCCAUGGUAGGUCAUGAUAAGGACGGAAGUAACACCCAUCAUCAGAGGAAGAACGACACGCUUCAUAGUGACAUGAAUGGCCCCCCUAAAAGCGGCGCAAAUAAAAAUAUCGCAGAGUCCUCUUCAUUGUAUCAGCCCCAUAUUAAUCCCCUCCCAAAUGGAGUACCCAUGCAGAGUGGUAAUUCCUCCUUCCCCCUGUUUAAUCAACUGUCUGUAGUAAAGCAAAGGAUUAUGCAGGGAAGCAGCCACCAUCCCCAAGGAGCAGACGGACCAGCACCAAGUGGCAAGAACCUAAAUGGCGACAUGUACUUCAACGCAUUACAACAGCAGAGUUACAAUGAUGUUACUAAAGGAAGUGCACACCAAAGCAGCCAUCUGUUGUACAUGUCAAAUCAGCAAGGAAAAUCGUUUUACUCUUCUACAUUGCCUGAGAGGAGGGAUAGCAGUGAAGGACCCAUUAACGAUGCGUCCUCCAUCCAAGUGAACCCCAGUAAUGAAGCAAAUGAACAAACUAGACCAACCAUUCGUAAUCCCCCUGAGGCUAAAAAAUCAAAUGAAGAUUUACUAAGAUUAUUCAAGAGGGUGUUACCUCACGCAACGGUUAAUAUUGUGGGAAAAAACCAACACACCAGUAAUAGUAUUUCCGACCCCAUGUUGAAUGCCUCAAGUGGACAUACCCUUAGCAGUACACAGAAUCUUGACCCGUCUGCACCACCUCCACGAAGAAACCUCAUUGAAGAACAAUAUCAAAUGGGCUUCAAAAGGGAACACAUAGAAGACAUACCUAUGACCUCAUCGAAUGAACAUAUCGGGAGGGACGAAGGAAAUAAUACCCACUGUGGAAUUAGCAGCAGCAGUAACAGUAGUAGCAGUGUUUUUUACCCCCAGCGUGCAAAAGAAAUUCACAAAAAGGAUUUGGCAACCGCAAUGAUUAUGAGAAUGAAACAGAAGGAAGAGCAACAGAAUGACAACAACAGGUUGAUGAUAAUGAUGAAGAAGAAGCAGAUGGUACCAUCCACAGGAAGGGAAAAUUCCAUUCCUGCAAAUAUAAAAUCACACCUAUCUAACUUAGACCUGUGUGAACUGCUGAAAUGUUACCACUCUCUGAAUGUACAACUCAUUCAGUUAAAAUUGUAUUGGAUCAUGCACAAAAUUCAGGCGUAUGACUCGACUGGGAGUGGAGGAACGCACGCCAAGGAACUCAUGGCCAAGGAUAAAAAGAUCGUCGCAAAGGUAAAGGAAAUGAAAAUGCUGCUAGAUUAUGCUAACGAUUUGGUGAAAGAAACGCUUGAGAAGAAUAGGAAAAAAUACGAAAGUCUGAUCCAACAGUUUACUGUUAUUCUUAAGCAGCAUGACAACCUGUACCAACAGAAGAAGGAAAAAAUGAUGCGAGACCACGCGGACAAGGAGGCCAUUGUGCAAUUCAUUUGUAACAUUGACAAAAUUGUCCACAGGUAUGUCACAACCAAUGGGCAACAUGAGGAGGAGGAGAAGAAAAAGAAGAAGGACCUGCCUGUGUCCGCUUCUCCAUCUCUCACGACUUCCGGUCAACAUCUCGGCAUCGUCGAUGGUAAGGGGGAACAAGGGCAAUCGUCUACUAUGCCUCUCAACAGCGCAGCGGAAUACACCAGUGGCUUUACCAGCGAUUACGCAGGAGGAAGCUAUCUGGGAGGCUACCCGGCCAGUUACUCCAAUAUCAUGAGGAAGACUGGCCCACCCCCUAUGGAAAUGCAACACAAGUUACUCAUGCAAAAAUUGAGCGAUCCAGGCAGACGAACUGAUGGCAACUACAACCAACAAAAUCUGAAUCAGAACAAAAUAAGUCUCUCGGAGUACCAAAGAAAUUAUUUUUUAAAUACAAUUGGAGGACAUAAUAAAGACGAGCAGGCCAAAAUGUUCCUCAAGAGGAGUGGCGGGAAUAAUGAGCCAGGAGUAACUUCUUCACUUGAUAUCACCUAUGCGGAAGAGCAGGAGGAUAAGAAGAACAACCCAGUGGGAAGAGCAGGCGGGUACGAGGCUAUUAGUAGGGGCAGCAUGUACAGUAGAGGCGCUCAAAGUCUCGAAGUGUUUCCCCGCGAUGGGCUUUCCCUCGACGGACACACCAGUCACAACGAUCUCACCAAUCGCAACAUCAACGGAGCGUGCACAUCGCCCCUCCUCAACAGAAUCAACAAGUCACUGAUGAACAAGUCGAGCAAGGAGGACGGUGCGCAAGACCGCGAUAGUAUUAAGGACAUGUCAGGCAAGUACAGCCUGCUGGAACUUUUGAGAAAGAAAAAGCAAUUGGAGAUGCAGGGUGGCGUGCAAAGCGGAAUACAAAGCGGCCUACUCAGCAGUCUGAGGGCUGGUGCCCAAGGAAGGGACGACCACCUGGACGCCAACUCCAUGCUGCGUAAAGCCAACCAGAGCAGCACUCCGCAGGGGGGCAAGUAUACCGCCCAAGAGCAGGACAUAACACACAGGAUAAAAAGCAUGAUGCACGCUGGUGCCAAGGAGCAACAUCAUCACUCGCACCAAGGGCAGCACCAGCAGAUGGCCACCACCAGUCCCUCGCCAGACCACCUAAAUUAUUAUUACCAAAAUGCCCAAGCGGAUCAAAGUACUUUCACGAGUCAAGCGAAACACGAAGCGAAGGCGCUAAAUCAUUGUGACCGAGUAAAAACACAAAUCGACAUGGUAAUGACCCCAAUGAGGGAGCCAAUGAAGCAGGACACGCAUACAAGCAAACAACAUCAACAGUAUGCCCCCCCAAAAGAGUACAUGCACUUUAGCGAUUACAACUCUUUUGUGAAGAGCGCCAAUAUGUACCCUAGCGGGCUUAGGAUCAAUUCGAAAGAAGACGUGUCCCCGAAAGGAAGCGACCAGACGAACGGGGGAGUCGCAGUUGGGACCGCAGCUGGUGCAGCUAGAGCAAUAGGAGGCGCCUUGAAUGACCAAAGGACAGCGGGACGUGGGGACAUUCACCUGAACUAUAUGUCAAACGAAAGAAACAAGAGCGAAGACCACCACUCGAUGAUGCACCCCAACGCUGCGCAUCCGUCACAUGUCCUCCCCACAGCGCAACCCGCGCAACCGGCGCAAAUGGUGUGCAAGAUUCCCAGCAUAUACAAAACGAGUAGCACCAAUAAAAGUAUGAACAGUUCAGGUGAAAAGAAGAACGCAACGUACAACCUUUUGGAGAUGGAGGAAACCAAACGUCCAGAUGCCUUGCGAGAUAAGUGUUGGCAGUACGUGGACCCCAAGGGCGUAGUGCAGGGACCCUUUUUCCUUGACGAGAUGAGGAUUUGGAGUGAAAUGGGGUACUUCGAGCCGAUGCUGCCCGUCCGAUGCUGCGACUCUGAUCGCUUUGUUGCCCUGAACAAACUGUUCCCCCCUCCACAUAAGCCCUUCACCAUUAUUCCGAAGCCACAACCGAUACUGCAGUGGGACGAGGAGUUAUGA
Molecule: messenger RNA, 6495 nt
Organism: Plasmodium fragile
Lineage: Eukaryota; Apicomplexa; Aconoidasida; Haemosporida; Plasmodiidae
Exons: 2
Coding region: 1-6495 (2164 amino acids)
Biological process (GO): translational initiation
Cellular component (GO): cytosolic small ribosomal subunit
Molecular function (GO): protein binding; ribosome binding; translation initiation factor activity
Source: RefSeq, a predicted model, not a curated record